Myotis daubentonii (Daubenton's bat) is the source of this 930-nucleotide messenger RNA. RefSeq names its product ribosomal protein S4 X-linked (gene RPS4X). Gene Ontology annotation, biological process: translation. Gene Ontology annotation, cellular component: cytosolic small ribosomal subunit; ribosome. Gene Ontology annotation, molecular function: RNA binding; structural constituent of ribosome. Lineage: Eukaryota; Metazoa; Chordata; Mammalia; Chiroptera; Vespertilionidae. The record is from RefSeq and is a predicted model, not a curated record.
GGCGCGCGCAGCCUUCGACCCUUUUUUCUUGGUGCACCGGAAAGAGGCGGUCCUCUUUCUUUGCCUAGCGCAGCCAUGGCUCGUGGUCCCAAGAAGCAUCUGAAGCGUGUAGCAGCUCCAAAGCAUUGGAUGCUGGAUAAACUGACUGGUGUGUUUGCUCCUCGGCCAUCUACGGGUCCCCACAAGCUGAGAGAAUGUCUCCCUCUCAUCAUUUUCUUAAGGAACAGACUUAAGUAUGCUCUAACAGGAGAUGAAGUAAAGAAGAUCUGCAUGCAGCGGUUUAUUAAGAUUGAUGGCAAGGUCCGAACCGAUAUAACCUACCCUGCUGGUUUUAUGGAUGUCAUCAGCAUUGACAAGACUGGAGAGAACUUCCGCCUGAUCUAUGACACUAAGGGCCGCUUUGCAGUUCAUCGUAUUACUCCUGAGGAGGCCAAGUACAAGUUGUGCAAAGUGAGGAAGAUCUUUGUGGGCACAAAAGGAAUCCCUCAUCUGGUAACCCAUGAUGCUCGCACCAUCCGCUACCCUGAUCCCCUCAUCAAGGUGAACGACACCAUUCAGAUUGAUUUGGAGACAGGCAAAAUUACUGAUUUCAUCAAGUUUGACACUGGUAACUUGUGCAUGGUGACCGGCGGUGCUAACCUGGGAAGAAUUGGCGUAAUCACCAACAGGGAGAGGCAUCCUGGUUCUUUUGACGUAGUUCAUGUGAAAGAUGCCAAUGGCAACAGUUUUGCCACCCGGCUCUCCAACAUUUUUGUAAUUGGCAAAGGCAACAAACCUUGGAUUUCCUUACCCCGUGGAAAGGGUAUCCGCCUCACCAUUGCUGAAGAGAGAGACAAGAGACUGGCGGCCAAACAGAGCAGUGGCUGAAAUGAGCUCUAGGUGACAUGAUUGGAAAAGUCUUUGUACUUAAUUAAAGAUAAUACAGCAUGA